Molecule: messenger RNA, 1389 nt
Organism: Rubroshorea leprosula
Lineage: Eukaryota; Viridiplantae; Streptophyta; Magnoliopsida; Malvales; Dipterocarpaceae
Source: the annotation of a GenBank genome assembly
AACAAACAGAACUCAAUUGAUAUAGAAAAUGGCUAGGAAAAGAAAGGGUGGAGAAGUGCUGGAAGAGAAGACCACCAAUGAACAAAUGAUGGCUUCGGAUAAGAUGGUGAAGGAGGCAAUAGCUGUUGCUGCAUUGGGAGGAGUCAGGAGGGCUCGGAAAAGAUUUGUAGGAGUUCGGCAAAGGCCGUCCGGAAGAUGGGUUGCUGAGAUCAAAGACACCAUACAGAAGAUAAGGGUGUGGUUAGGCACCUAUGACACUGCUGAGGAAGCAGCCAGGGCUUAUGAUGAAGCAGCCUGCCUCCUCCGGGGUGCCAACACCAGGAGAAACUUCUGGCCAUGUUCUUCGGCAUCUAAUCCAACCCCAGCUCUCCCUCCAAAGAUCACCAACCUUCUCCUCCAAAGGCUGAAAGCCAGACACAAUUCCCCUGCUUCUUUUCUAGAUUCUGCCUCCAUCAACAAGCAAAAAAUUGAAGGAGCAGAGCAGCAUCAAGGAGAAGCAGGGGUUUUCUAUGAUAGACAGUUCUCUGGUUUCCUCAAUGAUCCUGAAGAUUACACUAUCUCCAAUGGUUGCUAUGUCGGUAAUACCACUGUAAAUGUUGCUGAUUACUUGACAUCGAGUCUUGAAUGCUGUUUAACAGACAAGGAAGAUUUAGGUGGGAGAGAAUUGGAGCUAGAUUACUGUAGUUUCAGUGAUGCUGCACAAUGUUCCAAGUGUGGAGACCGUGUUGAAGAUGGAGAAGAAGGUCUAGAUAUGGAAGCACUUGAUUUCCAUUUUCUGGAUGACAUUGGAUCAUCCUACUACUACUCUCCUUUUGAGAUGGCAGAAGAAAUUGAAGAGCCAAUGGAGGCAGAGAACUUCUCAGAUGAGCCCUCAAUGUUAAGAGCUGCCAUGAAGAGGAUGAAGUAUGAGAGGAAGUUCUCUGCAUCUCUUUAUGCUUUCAAUGGAAUAUCAGAGUGUUUGAAGUUGAAGCUCGGGUUAGAAAAAAUCAAGGGUGGAAGAGGAAGGGUUGAACAAUCUUCCAUUAAACUCCCAGAUGAGAAGAAAGAUGAAGGGUAUGAAAUUGAAGUUAUGGGGAAGAAAAUGGAGGAAAGUCCGGAUUCUGCAGGCUGUGUGGAAAUGGGGUCUUCAUCAAGAAAUGAAGGUGAACUUUCUCCAUGGAGCUCGUUGGAUCUUCCAACAAGCUGUUUUGUUAACUGAUGGAUAGCCUGCAUGAGUUCUAUGAAUUCCUGGCACAAGUGCUGAUCUUAGAGAUACCUUGGGGGAGCAAUGAUAUGUAAUAAUCAAUUUGUAGCAUUUAAGGUAGUUCUUUUUUGUCAUGCUCAUGAAUCAUGAAGUAUGAGCAGUUGAAAAAGUUUCGUCAUUCAUCUUAAUGAAGUUUCACCUCUAAU